AUGUCUGCCAAUCCGUCUUCUCCAUCCCAAGGAAGUCGUGUACCCACUCCCAGUGGUCCGCCGUUCGACAAACCCUCUACGAACCUCAUUAUCCGCUCAUCAGAUCUUGUCGAUUUCCGUGUCCACCAGCACAUUCUCGCCGAAGCCUCUCCCGUCUUCGCAGACAUGCUUACUCUGCCACAGCCUCGAGAGCAGGAACGAGACCUAUUGCCCGUCGUCGACGUCGCCGAAGACGCUCAAACCUGGCGUUACUUGCUGUUCCUCUGCUACCCAACGAACAAACAAAACUUCUCCAAGCUUGAAGACACAAUCCCCGUUAUCAAAGCUGCUCAGAAAUACGAGAUGGAGUGGCCUGUUACUUACAUGAUUGACAAGCUUCGAGCAGGUGCACACUUACGUCCCCUAUUUGUCUGGGUCAUCGGCGUUCGCUGCCACCUCGAGCAGACCCAGCAAUACGCUGCGGCGGCGAUGCGAGGCACAGGACUUCCCAACCUGGAGAGUAUGCUGCAGAGCGAAGGUUUUGGAAUCCUUGAAGGCACCACCGCCGGACAGUACUUCCACCUUCGCCAGGACAUCAAGGUCAAAUUUUCCAUCGACUGGCUUUUUGGGCAGCGGACGCCUCGGCAAGCGCAUCCUCCUGUGCAAACCAACCAGACUCCCGUGCCUUUCAGUGCCUCGCCUACGGACUGCGCCUCGAAUUUUAUCCCAGACGAUCCUCCAGCCGACUGUACGUUACAAUGCCUGGGCGGCGCCGUCUUCCACGUCCACCACCUCAUCCUCAAACUUCACGCCCCCUCGCUCGUUAAAACCACUGCGCCUGGCUCCACCGUGCACAUCGACAUGGACCCCGGCACCGCCGAGGAGGUCCUGCGCUUCUUCUACACCUGCGGUGACGCCCUCACCGCGGACCUCGCCCGCCUCUCCGCUGUCCUCUCCGUCGCCCAGCGCACUCCUCUGCCCAGCCUCGCCAAGGCCGCGGAGGCGUGCUGGCGCCGCCUCGCCGCUGCCACACCGCUCGACGCAUACCUGCACGGCGCGCGGUACAAGCUCGGCGCCAACCUCCUACGCAUCGCUGCGCGGCACACGCUCUCCAAGCGGCUCGAGGGGGUCUACACCAGCGCGAUGGACGCCGCGCCCGCCCGCGCGUACCACCACCUGCUCACGUACCACGCCGCGUGCGCGCGGGCGGUCGCGGCCAAGUACACGCUCGCGGCGGCGCGCUGGCGGGAAGCACUCGCGGCCGUGCUCGCGGCGCCGAGCGCUGUGGCUCGCCCGCCCGCCCCCGCCCCCGCUCCGACCAUCCCCGCCGACUCCAUUGCCGAUUUCUAUGCGUCACCGGCCCCCCAGGCGACACGGACAGCGCGGCCGCCGGCCACACGCACCCCGGAGAGCGUGUUGAAGACGGCGGAGACAUGGCUGUGCGCGUUGCUCGAGAGGGACGGAAAGGCGGUCGCGGAGGGCACCCGGGCGCCCUGGGCGCCCGUGGCGAGCGCGUACGCCGCCGGCGCGCUGCUCGCGUCCCCCGAGGCGCAGGCGCAGGCGUGGCCGCCCGCGCGGGCGGGCCACCUCGCGGGCCUCGUGCGCGCGGUGGGCGAGGUGGCGGCGACGCUGCAGACGGAGAUCGACGGGGCGAUCGACGGCGUCACGCUCGAAGUUUGA
Messenger RNA from Epithele typhae, 1659 nucleotides. RefSeq lists its product as uncharacterized. Gene Ontology annotation, molecular function: protein binding. The coding region runs from base 1 to 1659 and encodes 552 amino acids. Lineage: Eukaryota; Fungi; Basidiomycota; Agaricomycetes; Polyporales; Epitheliaceae. The transcript is spliced from 2 exons. The record is from RefSeq and is a predicted model, not a curated record.